Molecule: messenger RNA, 2693 nt
Organism: Leucoraja erinaceus (little skate)
Lineage: Eukaryota; Metazoa; Chordata; Chondrichthyes; Rajiformes; Rajidae
Product: glycogen [starch] synthase, muscle-like
Exons: 16
Coding region: 53-2515 (820 amino acids)
Biological process (GO): glycogen biosynthetic process
Cellular component (GO): cytoplasm
Molecular function (GO): alpha-1,4-glucan glucosyltransferase (UDP-glucose donor) activity
Source: RefSeq, a predicted model, not a curated record
CCCCCCCCCCUCCCCUCCUUCCCCUGGUUCCUGAUGCUCCUUCACUGAAUCAAUGUCGUCCCUCCUGGACAAACUAUCCGCCGGCACCCUCGACCAGAUCGAGAGCCUACGGACACAGGUUCAUGACGAUGCCAUCCUGGUCGAGGUAGCGUGGGAGGUGGCAAACAAAGUUGGAGGUAUCUACACUGUGAUUCAAACGAAGGCGAAGGUCACAACAGAUGAAUGGAAUGACAACUACUUUCUGAUGGGUCCGUACUUUGAGCACAACGUCAGGACGCAGGUGGAGCUGGAGGUACCCCAGAACCCCGUGAUCAAACGGACCAUUGAUUCGAUGAACUCCAAGGGCUGUAAGGUUUACUUUGGGAAGUGGCUGAUUGAGGGCAAUCCGUGCGUGAUCCUGUUUGACGUGGGAUUUUCCUCCUGGAACCUGGAGCGCUGGAAGGCGGAGCUGUGGGACUGCUGUGCCAUCGGAGUGCCCUGGCACGACCGGGAAGCCAACGAUGCCAUCCUCUUCGGGUUCCUCAUCGCCUGGUUCCUGGGAGAGUUUCUCAGCCAGUGCGAGGAGAGCUGCCCUUUCAUCAUCACUCACUUCCACGAGUGGCUGGCCGGCGUGGGUCUCAUCAUGUCCAGGUUCCGCAGGCUUCCCAUAGCCACCAUCUUCACCACGCACGCCACACUUCUGGGCCGCUACCUGUGUGCUGGAAAUGUCGACUUCUACAACAACCUUUCAAAUUUUGACGUGGACCGCGAGGCGGGAGAGAGGCAGAUUUACCACCGCUACUGCAUGGAGCGCGCGGCUGUCCACUGCACGCACGUCUUCACCACAGUGUCGCAGAUCACAGCCGUGGAGGCUGAAUACCUGCUGAAGUGCAAACCUCAUGUGAUCACUCCAAAUGGACUGAACUUGAAGAGGUUCUCUGCCAUGCACGAGUUCCAGAAUCUGCACUCCAGGAACAAGACGCGGAUCCAAGAGUUCAUACGGGGCCACUUCUACGGACAUUUGGACUUUGACUUGGAUAAGACUCUGCAUUUCUUCAUUGCCGGCCGAUACGAGUUCACCAACAAAGGGGCGGAUGUAUUCCUGGAGGCACUGGCACGCCUCAACUACCUUCUCCGGACUCACCAAAGUGCUGUGACGGUCGUUGCUUUCUUCAUCAUGCCUGCCCGCACCAACAACUUCAAUGUGGAGUCCCUGAAGGGCCAGGCCGUACGCAAGCAGCUGUGGGACACGGCCAACACAGUGAAGGAGAAGUUUGGGAAGAAGAUGUACGAAUCGUUGCUGGUAGGGGAGAUACCGAACAUGAACAGAAUGGUUGACCAGGAAGACAUCAGCAUGAUGAAGCGAGCACUCUACUCUGCACAGCGGCACACCUUGCCUCCCGUCUGCACACACAACAUGUUGGACGACUCCACCGAUCCCAUCCUCAACACCAUCCGGCGAAUCGGCUUGUUCAACCAUUCCAACGACCGGGUCAAGGUGAUCUUCCACCCAGAGUUCCUGUCCUCCACCAGCCCACUGUUGCCGCUCGACUACGAGGAGUUUGUCCGCGGCUGUCACCUGGGAGUCUUCCCCUCCUACUACGAGCCCUGGGGUUACACGCCAGCGGAGUGCACGGUGAUGGGAAUUCCCAGCGUUUCCACCAAUCUCUCCGGUUUCGGAUGCUUCAUGGAGCAACACAUCACGGACCCUUCUGCCUACGGCAUCUACAUCUUGGACCGGCGCUUCAAGGGCUUGGACGAGUGCUGCAACCAGCUGACCUCGUUCCUCUACAGCUUCUGCCAGCAGUCCCGGCGCCAGAGGAUCAUUCAGAGGAACCGCACCGAGCGUCUCUCCGACCUGCUGGACUGGAACUACCUGGGCCGGUACUACAGCCAGGCCAGACUGCUGGCUCUUGCCAAAGCCUUUCCUGAUCAAUUCACCAUUGACGAGUCAGGAGGAUCAGACGGCUACCACUACACUGCCACAUCAUCGUUCAACAAUACCCCCAAGUUCUCGUUGGAGUCCAGUCCACACAUCAGUGACACGGAGCGCUACACUGAGGAGGAGGAGACUGCGAAAGAUCGCUCCAGCAUCAAGAUAGAGACCAUCGAUGACCUCAUCCCCGAACUGACCAGAACUCUCAAGGCCAGCUUCGGAUCCCAGUUCUCAUCCACCACCGACAUUCCACCAAAGAACAGCGACAGUUCCGACUCCUCCGACCCCAACGCCAACAUCAUGUCUCCCAUAGGCUCCCCCAAUGCCACGGGCCCCAUCAGUGCCACCACCUACCCCAUCCACCACACCACCUACCCCAUCCGCCCCACCCCCACCACCGCUGCUGCCCCUCCCAUAUUUGGCAUUGACACGCCUCCCAUUGUGCCCCCCAAAGCAUCUACCAAUAUCACCGCCGCCACCCAACCCACCCAACCCACCCAACCCAUCCAAGCCAAAGAGCCAACCAAUGCCAGCACCUCAACCAGUUCCCUCAAUCCCGCCAAUCCCACCAGGAUGAGCAAGGCCAGCAAGAAGUCGUGAUCCCAGUAUCCAAGAUGAUUGCACUGGAUCGAGUGCAGGUGGGGGACACAUAAAUGAUGCAGUGGCCUGGCAUCCUACCACAUGCCCGUGCCGAGCUGGCCUCCAACACUACUGGAAUGGGGAACAAAGCAGAAUGGUCAAUAAACUGCUGUGACAAUCCUUUGGCCAUUGAUCAUCU